UUCACCAAACAACAGCCCAGCAGCUGUGUCAGCUCCGCGCCUUCAGCCCCCAUAUCCAGCCAAAAUACGCCGGAAUCUUCGCUUUGAUCUAAUUUUUCCACCCAAUUCAAAAUCUGAAACCCCCACCAUGCCCAAUUAAUUAUUUAAUUUACUUAACCACUAUAUAUUCAGUCAAUUCUCACUUCACUCUCCACUUCAAUUUGGAAUUCGAAUUUCGAAUUUCGAAUUUCUAAUUUCUAUUUAGGUUUUGGGUUUUCGUUUCAGGGAAAAAAGAAGCUACCAUGAAAGCUUCUUUGAAGUUCCGUGAAGACCAGAAGCCGCUGGUUCGAGCCAAAGUUCCUCUGAGCAUCUUAGGCUUGCCUUUUCAAUCAGGGAUUGUCGCCGGUGAGUCCAAGGAGCUCACUCUAAAUCUCGCUACCUUCUUCGAAUCUGGGCCCUCCAUCAAGAUUGCCUACCGUCCCAAUGAUGCCUGGAACCCUUUUUCUCUUAUCGUCAAGACUGGAACGGGACCUUUUGGUUCGCCCAUGUCCAGCUCCAUGCUCAUGAGUGCAGAGUUCAAUUUGCUUGGGAGAGGUAAUCCUAGUUUUAUGCUCCAUUUCAAGCCCAGGUUUGGGGACUUUUCGAUUAAGAAAUCACAGUCGUCUUCGGUCUUUGAGAAGAGCGGGAAUAUGUUUGGCCAUUUGCCGUGCAAUGAUGAUGGAUCGAUUGAGGUGGUUGAGUCUCCCAUGAUAAAUGGAGGCGGUAUAGGGGUGAUGAACGGAAUUUCGGGGAAGAAAGUCGCGGUUUUGCCGCCGCCUACUGCUAGAGCGAUUGCAAGCGCUUUCUCUGGCGUGGAAGUGACAGCAAGUACGAAGCUUCCUGUGAGGAGCCGCGCGGCGAUCAAUUUCAGAUGGGGAGUUCGGGUUCCUGCGGAAUUCAAGAAUGGUACUGGUGGGGAUUCAAUGGCUGGGAUCAAUCUGAGAAAGAUUCCCUUUUUGGUGAUGAAUAAGAUAGGGAUUGAGCAUAUUGAUGGUGAUGAAUCGAAAUCGAAAUCGAAAGGGAUGGCUUCUGCCCCGACGAAGUUGAGCUCGGAAUUGACAAAUUCUGAUAUGGCGGAGGCUUGUUUGGCGGUGAAGCGGCAGCUGGAAGUGUUGCAAGCUGAGAAUGGGUUAUUGAAGAAAGCUGUGGAAGAUCUCAGGCAGGAAAUUGCUUCAGGCAAGUUAGGUUUGCCGGACUUCAAUUCUGGCAAAUACAGAGAAAUCGAGAGGAACGGAAUGAAAAAUGUGAAUGGCAGUAGAAUUGAAAGGAGAAGCAAUGAGAAGAAAUCAAUGGAGGGUGAUGUGAAUGAGGAGUUGAAGAAGGCAUUGAAGGGAACUGCUGGUAUUGGUGCUUAAAUUUGUCGAAAUCGCUUUGCGAAGUGAGUUUAUAUAGAUGUGAAAGCUGCCAAGUUAAGCGGGUUUAUCUUGCCUUGAAAAGAUUAGCAGGUUUGUUUUGUUCAAUACUAUGUCAAUUUUUGUAAGUUGUUUAAGAAUGUGUUCUAUAUUGGCUGCUUGGUUAAUCCUGUAUAAAAUGGAACGCUUGUUUUUGGGUUA
Manihot esculenta (cassava) is the source of this 1571-nucleotide messenger RNA. RefSeq lists its product as uncharacterized. The transcript has a single exon. Lineage: Eukaryota; Viridiplantae; Streptophyta; Magnoliopsida; Malpighiales; Euphorbiaceae. The record is from RefSeq and is a predicted model, not a curated record. The coding region runs from base 282 to 1373 and encodes 363 amino acids.